AUGUCCACUGCUGAUCACGUUUGCUGGGUGCCCUCUACAGAGGCUGACCAGCUCACCGAGGCUCUUUGGCACGAGGCUGGGACACUUGAGCGACUCAAGGCCACAAAUAAUGAGAUUAUGCUGCCCAACAAUGUUGUCACCAAGAUUGGCCGAGCCAAUGUGACAAAGCUCGCAAACCGGCUCUCGGUCCUCACCGGUCGAGCUAUUCGGAUUGCCACUGAUACCACAAUCCAAGCUCUGCGACUCAUGCCCCUUUCUGACUCAAACUCAACUGCAGAGACCUUGAAUUGGGACAAAUUGAACCACAUAGCCCAGCAGGUCAAAGAGGCUGUUUCGGUUGGCCAAGUUGAGGGUCCAGGACAGUCUGAAAAAAUCCCCCGACCCAUGAAUUCCUGGAUACUUUACCGACAGCAUCAUCACCACGCUGUCAGUGAAGCGAAUCCAAGCUUGCCGAACACCGAGAUAUCCAAGAUAAUUGCGGCACAGUGGCGAGACGAACCUGCUGCGACGCGUCUCGAAUGGCAGGAGCUUUCUGAACAGAUGAAGGCCGACCACGCGCGAGCUCACCCAGACUACCAGUACUCACCUCGUCGACCGGGAGAAAAAAGAACUCGUCGUUCUCGUCGCAUUCGCGUCAGAACCGACAGUGUUGAAGAUCUCAUGAUUGAGACUCCGCGCGGCGAACAACGUCUCCGAGAUUCGAUUCUGGGAGAUGGUCCGAAUCCCUGGGACUGCAAUGGGUUUGUUGAUAUCGAUGAAGAGUUCAUGACGAUCCUUGGCGACCACAAUCUCCUCACCGGCAUGAACGGUAUCUUUUCGAUGCCGGACCAACCCUUUAGCAACGACGAGUUCGCCGCUAUCGUUGAUGCUCAAGCUAAUGGGGGGCCACUUCAGAAACUUCGAUGGACAUCUCUCAAAGGUGAUGAGUUCGGGUCGGAAUUUACCGAGGCAGAGAUGGAAAACUCCUUCGCACCCACCUAA
Messenger RNA from Penicillium malachiteum, 981 nucleotides. RefSeq names its product HMG-box domain-containing protein. The coding region runs from base 1 to 981 and encodes 326 amino acids. The transcript is spliced from 3 exons. The record is from RefSeq and is a predicted model, not a curated record. Gene Ontology annotation, molecular function: DNA-binding transcription factor activity, RNA polymerase II-specific; RNA polymerase II cis-regulatory region sequence-specific DNA binding. Lineage: Eukaryota; Fungi; Ascomycota; Eurotiomycetes; Eurotiales; Aspergillaceae. Gene Ontology annotation, biological process: cell differentiation; negative regulation of transcription by RNA polymerase II; anatomical structure morphogenesis.